Messenger RNA from Lasiosphaeria miniovina, 887 nucleotides. RefSeq lists its product as uncharacterized. The coding region runs from base 470 to 754 and encodes 94 amino acids. The transcript has a single exon. Lineage: Eukaryota; Fungi; Ascomycota; Sordariomycetes; Sordariales; Lasiosphaeriaceae. The record is from RefSeq and is a predicted model, not a curated record. Gene Ontology annotation, molecular function: protein binding.
CUUUAACGUUAAUUAAACCCUCCUAACGAGUAUGUUUGCCGUACUGGACCUGACUGAAUUCAAGCUGCUUCAAUUCCCAGAUGUCGGACAUCGCAGUUUCGCCCUAUUCGUGGGCUACGGGGUAUGUACUGUUCAACCGCAUAUCUGAUAACCUUCGAAUUGGCCAAACCGAUGCUGGCACCAUUUGCUCGAGGACUGCGGCAUCAGAUAUGCUCAGCAGCUGGCGAGGUCGCGAGAAUUGUGGUUGACGCUAUUGUCAAAGUUAUUUCUUGUACGGAGGUAGCUACGGUUUGGGCAACGUUUUUGACAGUCGACCAGACAUGCUCAACAUAAAAAAUAAAACAAAAUGGAAGGUUUAGGGUUACAAGUGGCCGGUUUUUAGGCUAUAUAUAUAUGGACGUACCUCUGUCCAGGAGGCAGUUCUCCCUUCCCAAAACCAUUCACUUCAAGUCUACCGCUCCAUCACACCAUGUCUCCAACAAACCCUGACAUGAAGCAAGGGAGCUCGGGGUGGAAUAAAUUGCCUAGAGUAAUCCAGCUUCUCAUCCUAGAAGCCCUGAUGCAAGACGGUUGUACACUGAGUCGCUUUGCAACGGUAUCUCGAGAGUGGCAAACGGUGCUCGAGCGACACAACUUCGCCCGAAUCAAACUGACACCAUUGCGCACUGUUGACUUUGGUUCGAUGAUUCGUCGCAACCGGGUUCUGCCUGGAACUCGACGACUACGACUAUACCUGUCACGGCACGGUACGUAGGCGCUGUGGGCAGGCCUACGGGUGCGUGACCAUACUAUAACCUACUACAGAUUGCAGCUUGGCAGCUUGCAAUUCUGGCAUCCGUUUCGAAGGUGUGGUGCAGCGGUAGUAGGUGCUGAGCGCCGCCGUCACA